Molecule: messenger RNA, 2384 nt
Organism: Salvia splendens (bonfire salvia)
Lineage: Eukaryota; Viridiplantae; Streptophyta; Magnoliopsida; Lamiales; Lamiaceae
Product: protein HOTHEAD-like
Exons: 6
Coding region: 345-2126 (593 amino acids)
Molecular function (GO): oxidoreductase activity, acting on CH-OH group of donors; flavin adenine dinucleotide binding
Source: RefSeq, a predicted model, not a curated record
AUUAAUGCCACAAUUUUUUUUAAAAAAAUUCACCAGUUGUAUUUCCGUGUAACAUUCAAAUUAAUAAAAGAUGCACCAUUCCUCAUCUUCAUUAUUAAUUAUGUGGAGCAUAAGCUUGUAAUACCACCUUUUGAUAAAUGCAUGCAUCAAUAUCCCUACCUUAGUAGUUGAAUCUCUCUCCCAAUAAAUAUAUAUAGAGAUAUAAACUCAGAGAACAAGGCCAACCAGAGAUAGCCACAUCAAGAAUUUUUUCUAGAGGUGUAUUGUGCAAUGUGAAUUGAAUUCCUUCACUUCUCAGAGGAAAUUAGUGUGUGGUGUGUGUGUGUGUGUGUGUUUCUUUAUCUAUGGCUUUGGUUGGUGGUGCAGUUCUUUACUUGUGCUCAGUUGUAUGGAUGCUGCUCACUUUCUCACAGUCUCAAGGUGCUGAAUAUGAUCACCCCGCUCAAUACCGGUACCCCUUCAUCAAGCCAGCGAGCUCAUUCUCGUCGCAGCCGUCCUCCGCCGCGGGGGUAGAUCCCGCCGCGGCGUACGACUACAUUGUAGUCGGCGGGGGCACGGCGGGGUGCCCCCUCGCCGCCACGCUGUCGCGGAAUUACUCCGUUCUGCUGCUGGAGAGAGGGGGGACGCCGUUCGCGAAUUCGAACGUGUCGUUUCUGCAGAAUUUCCACAUAUCUCUGGCCGAUACGUCGGAGAAAUCGGCGUCGCAGAUGUUCGUCUCCACCGAUGGAGUGUUCAAUGCUAGGGCUAGGGUUUUGGGCGGUGGAACUGCCAUCAAUGCCGGAUUUUACACCCGCGCAAGCGCAAGUGAGAUUGAGAAAGCCGGGUGGGACGCUGAGCUGGUGAACGAGUCCUACCCUUGGAUCGAGAACCAGAUCGUCCAUCGGCCCGAUUUUGGGCCGUGGCAGCGAGCCAUAAGUGACAGCCUCUUAGAAGCCGGGGUCUCGCCUUUCAAUGGCUUCACCUAUGAUCACUUGUACGGCACCAAAGUUGGUGGCACCAUCUUCGACCGGUUCGGCCGCCGUCACACGGCCGCAGAGCUUCUCGCCUCCGCCAACCCCGACAACCUUCAUGUCUUGGUUCGUGCAACGGUCCAGAAGAUCGAGUUUGACACAACCGGGAAAAGGCCUAGGGCAGUUGGAGUGAUCUUCAAAGACGAGAACGGGAAGGCGCACACGGCAGUGCUGUCGAGGAGGGCAAGGAGCGAGGUCAUCGUGUCCUCGGGUGCAAUUGGGAGCCCACAGUUGCUGCUCCUGAGCGGAAUCGGGCCGAAGGCUGAUCUGGAGAAGCUCAAAAUCCCGGUGGUGCUGGACAACUGGUUCGUGGGGAAGAACGUAUCGGACAACCCUAUGAACUCGAUCUUCGUGCCGAGCAAGACGCCGGUGAAGCAGUCCCUCAUACAAACCGUCGGGAUCACGAAGGUGGGAGUCUACAUCGAAGCCAGCAGCGGCUUCGGACAGAGCGAAAAUAGCAUCCAUUGUAACCAUGGCCUUGCUUCUGCUGAGAUAGGGCAGCUGUCGACCAUCCCUCCGAAGCAACGGACGCACGCAGCGAUCCACGAAUUCCGGAACCGGAAGCAAAACCUCCCGGUCGAAGCCUUCCAAGGAGGCUUCAUCCUGGAGAAGGUCGCCCGGCCGCUCUCUCAGGGCAAGGUGACGCUCUCCAACACCAACGUCGACUCCAACCCCACCGUCACGUUCAACUACUUCAGCCACCCGGCCGACCUAGCCCGGUGCGUGGAGGGCCUCCGCGUCGUGGAGAAGCUCGUGAAGUCGAAGCCCUUUGCCGACUACACGCAGCUCGAGGACCACGCGAUGGAGAAGCUCAUCAACAUGAGCAUCGAGGCCAACAUCAACCUCAUACCAAGGCAUACCAACGACACCACAUCGCUCGAGCAAUUCUGCAAGGACACCGUCAUCACCAUCUGGCACUACCACGGUGGCUGCCACGUGGGCAAGGUGGUGGAUCCCGAGUACAAGGUCCUUGGCGUUGGGAGGCUCCGGGUUGUGGAUACCUCGACGUUCUUUGACUCCCCGGGGACUAAUCCUCAGGCGACUGUCAUGAUGCUUGGCCGGUAUGUCGGAGUGAAGAUUUUGAGAGGGAGACUGGGAGAAGCAGCUGGAGUGUGAGGAAUCAUGAAUUGUGCUAAGCUAAAUAAUGAUAUCGGAAAUAACUUGUAAUUCUUUUAAUCUUGAUUGUUUUUGCUAGGGUUAAUUUAAGGGGUAGGUAAUGGUGAUGAUGUGUGAAGAAUGUGUAUUCCUUUUUAUUUAAUUAUAUAAUGAUGUAGUAAUGUUUUUUUUUCGGUAGUUCUGUAUUAGAUAUUGUAUUUGUAAUGACCUGGACGAAUUGAUGUAUUAUAUGAAUUCUAUCCCACAUCGGUUAUGUAA